Molecule: messenger RNA, 1821 nt
Organism: Sabethes cyaneus
Lineage: Eukaryota; Metazoa; Arthropoda; Insecta; Diptera; Culicidae
Product: allantoicase-like
Exons: 2
Coding region: 211-1341 (376 amino acids)
Biological process (GO): allantoin catabolic process
Molecular function (GO): allantoicase activity
Source: RefSeq, a predicted model, not a curated record
GACCCACCUUGCAUCGCAUGAUAAGACCAACAGCUGCGCGACCGCUCGCGUCGUUGGCGCUGAUAACGCCGCGCGGCGGCAUCCGUCACUCCAACAAUUGCGAACUUUCGUAGCUAUUAAUUACGCGUUUCUAUUAUCUCGCCAUACGACAUGACUAGCGGUCAGCAUCCGAUCGAUUAGUUCAUUACCUGACCGCGGCAGAAGAGCAUCAUGACCGAGCAAAAGAGCGCCGAGCCAGCCUUCCUGCAGCUCAGUGAGCUAGCAUCGGAAAGUAGUGGUGGCCGAAUCUUGUUUGCCACAGACGAUUGGUUUGCUCCGGCAGAAUGGAUGCUGAAGGACUCCGAGCCUGUAUUUAUCGCCGAUAAAUAUACUCCCUUUGGCAAGUGGAUGGAUGGCUGGGAAACCAGACGUAAACGGUCCGCGGGCCACGAUUGGUGUAUCGUUCGGUUGGCAGCACUGAGCACUGUGAAAGGAAUUCUUGUUGAUACGGCGUAUUUCACGGGGAAUUAUGCACCGAAGUUUUCAUUGCAAGGUGCCAGAUUGGGUCGAUCGAAGGAAGAUUUAAUUCCGGAACGCGGACGAGAGAUGAUCGGCACAGCAUGCAGUCAGAAGGAAUUGGAGCUGAUGGCUGGCUUAGGCAGCGAAGACUGGAUUGAAGUGGUGGGGAUGACACAACUGAAACCGGGCUACGAAGCCACUAGAAAGCAAUAUUUAACUGUCGACGGUUGCAAUGAAGCAUUUACUCAUUUGAGGGUUAAUAUAUUUCCUGACGGCGGAAUAGCGAGGUUGCGGGUGUUCGGUGAGGUGCAGCCCGAUGUGAAAGCUUUGCUAGCGGGUGGAAAUUUGGUGGACCUAUUGGGAAUGUUGAACGGAGGCCAGUGUCUAAGUUUUUCCAACGCCCAUUAUGGUCAUCCACGGAAUCUGAUCAAACCAAACCGGGGUGUCAACAUGGGUGAUGGCUGGGAAACCGCUCGAAGGCUCGAUCGUCCGCCGGUUUUAAAAAUCGACAAACACGGUAUCCUCCAAGUGCCUGGCUGCGAGUGGGCUAUUUUUAAAUUAUGCGCGAAAGGAACGAUAGAGAAGAUCGUGGUCGACACCAAUCACUUUAAGGGUAACUUUCCAGAUAAUGUGAAAAUCGAAGCUACGCUGUUGGAUACGAAUCGGACACUCCAAUCGGCGCAAUGGAAGGUGCUGCUGGGAAGCAGCAAACUAGCAGCCCACCGGGAGCAUGUAUUCCAGGAGGAGAGCCUGCAGUUCCGUGGACCGUGCAAUCACAUCAGAAUCACUAUGGCACCGGAUGGCGGCAUUUCAAGGGUUCGACUCUUUGGCAGAGUAUUGUAAUUUUUUCUUUACUAAAUAUGUCAGCACUGUUACUGACAGAAAGUAGUCUAAUUAAAUUUUCCUAGCAGAUAAAUGUUGAUUGCCUGUCUGUUUGCUUAGCUGAUAGGCGAGAAUUAUUUAAUUUCUGCACAGUUUCGCACAGUCGGUCUUAUCAGCGCACGGACCAAAAUAGACUUUUAUUUGAGUGCCAAAAAAGCUGAAGUUGUUUCCUGGUGGUGAGACUUGCUUUUCCACUCUCUUAAUUGCGUAUCAAUUGUAGGUAGUUGAAAUGUGUUUGUAGUUUAAGUAAACUUACCACUGCGUAAAACUUUCCGAAUCAAUCACUAAACUAGUUAUCAGUUUGUUUACACUUUCGAAACGAGUCGAGAAUAAUAAAUAGGAAAACAACUAAAAGCAGAAUUUACCAGUUCACUUUCACCGGAUUACAUCUGUUUACAAGCCUUUCUCAAUUAUGUUUUACUAUAAUCAAUAAAAAUAUCU